AUGUCGACACCGCAAAUCAUUCCCAUGCAUUCGUACGAUGCAAUGCCUACAUUCGCGAAUAUGGUAUUAACCAUUAUGCUUAAAUAUGACCACGUGCUCGACCCCAUUAUGUUGAAAGACGCCAUGGUUGAACUACUUAACAAAGACGGGUGGCGGAAACUCGGGGCGCGGCUCAAAUAUAAGAAAGGCAAUUUAAUCUACCAUAUCCCGGCCGAAUUCACCGAAGCCUGCCCGGCUAUAACCUUUUCGCAUGUACAUUUCGACACCCCCAUGGCGGAGCACCCGGCAGCGAAGAAUAUCCCGACCUCUCGACCAGCGCACGACCUGCCGACGGUGGUGAUGGACGUCGAAACUCUCACCCCGCUGGUUCGGCGCCCCGGCGCUCCGGCCACGCAGCGCGAAUUUAUCGACCGCGCCCUGCCGCAGCUGGAGCUGCAUGUAGUGACGUUCCGCGACGGUACUACCAUUGGCGUCAGCUGUUUGCACUCGCUGCUAGACGGCACGGCGCUGGGCAUGCAAGGGUUGCUGGGCGCGUGGUCGCUCGUAUUGCAGGGCCGCGCCGACCAGGUCCCCGAGACGUGUGGCUUCGACCACGACCCGCUGCGCAACCUCGCCGCGCUGCAUAAACCAUCCGCCCCGCCCUUCCUGCACGCGCGCCUCGUCACUAGCCUGCUGGGUUCGAUGGUGUGGGCGCUGCGGCGUGCCUAUGACGUCUUCUGGCAGCCGGCCGAAGAGACGCGCAUGGUGCGCGUGCCAGGGCGCUUUGUCGAGCGGCUGCGGCAGAAGGCGCUUGAGGAACUCGCGGUCGGCGGCGCGAAGUCGGCCUGGGUUAGCGAGGGCGAUGUAUUGGUUGCGUGGUGGAGCCGUUACGCUACACAGCACCUGCCGCCGGACACGCCGGUAAUGUUGACGGUGGCGUAUAAUAUGCGCAAAGCGCUGGCGGGUGUGCUGCUGCCACCGGCCGACGAGCGCAAGGUUUUCCUGUCGAACUGCGCCACCGGGGUAAUGGCUUAUACGACGGCUCGAGAGCUGGCGGGCGAGCCCGGCCCGACGGCGGCCGAGGUGCGGCGGUCUAUUAAGGAUUUGGGGACGGUGGAGCAGCUUGCGGCCAUGCAUGCUGCGUCGGUACCGGACCCCCGCAACCAGCGAACCACGCGUGUCGUCGGUUCGCCUUGGGGGGAGCUGGUUGUAUUUAGCAACUGGUCGCAGGCCGAGUUUUUCCACAUCGAUUUCGCUCCGGCUGUGGUCGGCGGCGGGGAGGCCAAGGCCAAGGUAGUGCCGAGCUUUAUAAGCUACCGCAUCGAUAGCCGGGCCUGGCCCAUGCGGAAUAUGUAUGUUAUCGAAGGCAAGGACUCGCAGGGUGAUUACUGGCUUGCUGGAACAUUGCGGAAGGGCCUGUGGGAUAGGAUUGAGGCGGGAUUAAAGAGCGAGAGGCUGUAA
Messenger RNA from Pyricularia grisea, 1440 nucleotides. RefSeq lists its product as uncharacterized. The record is from RefSeq and is a predicted model, not a curated record. NCBI's taxonomy places the organism in Eukaryota, Fungi, Ascomycota, Sordariomycetes, Magnaporthales, Pyriculariaceae. The transcript has 2 exons. Bases 1 to 1440 code for a protein of 479 amino acids.